UGCUAACCUAACUGUAACUUAGUUAUCAACGGUGGCUAGUUAACGGUUAAAUGAUAAUGACACAGUCCUUGACACAUUAGCAUUAAACGGUUGUAUUGUAGUUAAUUGACGUGUUCUUAAGGUAUUGCUAAGAGCAAAUGUUUUUUUGGAUUUCUAAGUGAUAAAGUUACAAUUAGUGAGCACCAUCGGUCACAGUGCUCAUAUAGUGAAGGUUAACAGUGCUGAGCCCCACACAGCCAAGGUGUGAUUGAAUGCAGCAGAUGUAUGAAGAAGUGUGGUGACUUAUACAACAACAAUGGGGAAGAGGAGGAUGCCAGAUCUGUACAGAGCCCCCUUUCCUUUAUACUCCAUUAAAGUGGAUCCUAAAACAGGGCUUGUAAUCACAGCAGGAGGAGGGGGGGCUUCCAAGACCGGCAUAAAGAAUGCUGUGCAAUUCCUGGAUCUACAGCUGGAUGGAGGACACCAGUACAAUGCCAGUCUCCUUCACUCUCAUGACACUGACACACGUGCCACCAUGAACAUGGCUAUAGGCAAUGGUGUGAUUGCUGCAGGACAGGACGGGACCUGCUCUCUGAUGAAGUUUAAACACUGCACACCUAAAGAGGAAGGCAAAGCUGCUGCUGAGGAUGCAGAAAACAGCAUGCAGCGGGGUAAUGCCAGGCACCGAGGUGGGAAAAGGGACAAAGGUGGUCGGGAUGAGGCUGCAGCAUCUGGAGAUAUGUCCCCUAUGAAGGAUGAGACGGCUCAUAUCUCUGUGACUCGUUUGGCUGAAGUGCAGUCAGACCUGAACCCCAAGGACCCGCUUCAGAAAGUAGUCAGGUUCAGUCCAGACCUGAGCCUUCUGCUGACAGGAGGCACAGACGGACACAUACGGGUCUGGGAGUUUCCAUCGCUAAAGAAGAAGUUUGACUUCAAAGCACAUGAAGUGGAGAUUGAAGACUUGGAUAUGAGUCCCGGGAACAAGCACCUGGUGACUGUUGGCCGGGACUUUUCCUGCAGUGUAUGGAGUGGCAGCCAGUUGGCUAUGGGUCUGAAAUGGCUUGAAACAAUGCCUCAGAUAGCUGAGAAGAUAUAUCGAUAUAUGGCUUGCAGGUUUGGAAAGGUAGCAGACCAAAAAGGCGCCCUGAGGCUUUACACUGUCCAGAUCCCCCAUAAACGAGUCAGAAAACCUCCUCCUUGCUACCUCACCAAGUGGGACGGCAAGAGCUUUUUGCCCAUGCUGACGGCUCCCUGUGGCACCGAGGUCAUCUCCAGUCUGGCUGUCAGUGACUGUGGAACAUUUAUUGGCCUUGGAACUGUAACAGGAUCAGUGGCUAUCUACAUUGCUUUCUCCCUACAGAAGCUGUAUUAUGUACAGGAGUCCCAUGGCAUUGUUGUGACAGACCUGGCCUUCCUGCCUGACUCGCUGAAAGGCAAAAAUAUCAAAGGAAAUAAUGAAACGGCCAUGUUGAGUGUAGCUGUGGACAGCCGCUGUCAGGUACACGCUGUCCCCAACCGAAGAUCCUUUCCUAUCUGGCUAGUGUUGUUCUUUUGUGGCCUCAUGGUGGUGGGAGUCGUUCUCCUCCUACAGUACCUCUUUCCAGGAUUCAUUUAAAUCAUGCAAAUGUUGUCACAGAUCAUGGUUGAUGGAACUUGGACACAUCUUUACAUGACUUGCUUUGCUGCUGUCAAUAUCGGCAAUCCUCUGUCCAAACCUCCCAGUGCUGCAUCACAACUCCCAGCUGAGCUAUUGAAGGCUCGUCCAGCUGCAGCGCUGACUCUAAACUGCUUUUAUGGUUCCCUUACAUUGUCUUCCUCAGCUCAACUCAGGGUUGUUUCUCUCAGACCUGUAAACACAAUAGAAUCAAAUCAGGACAGACUGUGCGAUUAUAUUUGCUUUGAUCUCUAUCAAUUAUUCUUAAUCUUUUUUGGAUUCAUAUUGGAGAGUUGAUGGGCUAAUGUUCUUGAAUAUUUAAAGGGUGGAAUCUUUUUAUUGACAUAUUUAAGGAACAAUGUAAAAAAUAUAUAAAUGAUUGACACAAUGUG
Messenger RNA from Etheostoma spectabile (orangethroat darter), 2025 nucleotides. Its product is annotated as prolactin regulatory element-binding protein. The record is from RefSeq and is a predicted model, not a curated record. Gene Ontology annotation, molecular function: protein binding; guanyl-nucleotide exchange factor activity. Gene Ontology annotation, biological process: endoplasmic reticulum to Golgi vesicle-mediated transport. Lineage: Eukaryota; Metazoa; Chordata; Actinopteri; Perciformes; Percidae. The transcript has 10 exons. Gene Ontology annotation, cellular component: endoplasmic reticulum membrane. The coding region runs from base 296 to 1594 and encodes 432 amino acids.